AUGUGGACGGAGGGUAAAGCCGAGGGGGGGGGCAGCAGGACUGGGGUGGUCCACAAACUGCUGCUGUGCACUGGGGACAUGCUGCACCUGGACACACUGGUCCAAGACCAGUGGUGGCUCGUCCAGCUGCUCCUCUGGUCUCUGAGGGGGGUGUCCAGGGUCAUUCUGGUCAACAACCCUCUAAGUGGAGCUCUGAUCCUGGCCGCGCUCGUCUGGGCCUCUCCCUGGCAGGCUCUGCUGGGGGCAGUCGGGGUCCUGGUCUCCACACUCACAGCUGUCAUCACGGGACAGGACAGGGGACAAGUCCGUGGUGGUCUCCAUGGUUUCAAUGGGAUGCUGGUCUCUCUGCUCAUUGGACACUUCAGUGCUGAAGAGGAGUGGUACUGGCUCCUACUGCUGCCUGUGUGUGUGUGCUCAGCAACCAGUGAGCUGCUGGCCUCCAGCUUGUCCUCGGUCCUGGAUCGCUGGGACCUCCCGGUGUCGGUCUUUCCCUUCAACAUGAUCAUCCUCCUGUUCCUGCUCUGCACCGGUCCUCAGCACCUGUACUUCCCCCGAGUCUCGGUCCUCCCCCCAGGGCUCCUCCCCCCAGGACUCCUCCCCCCAGGGCUCCUCCCCCCAGGAGCAGCUGAGGCCAACAUCACAGAGCUGAGCAUCAUACAGGUGCUGCGGGGCGUCCCAGUGGGAGUGGGACAGAUCUACGCCUGCUCCUCCCUAGGCCCUUCCCUCCUCAUGUUGGGGGCCGUGCUCCUCUACUCUCCUCUACUGGCCGCACACGCCCUGCUGGGCUCUGCCAUCGGGACGCUGGCCGGCCUGUCCAUGGCAGUACGUCCCUCCUGUCUGUACUCGGGGCUCUCUGGGUUUAACGGGGCCCUGGGCUGCAUGGCUGUGGGGGGCCUCUUCUUCACUUUCAGCUGGAGGACACACCUGUUCUCCAUUGCCAGUGCCUUCUUCUCCGCCUACAUGGACAUCGCCCUCAGCAACCUUCUGGGGACAAUGGGGCUCCCAGCAUGCAGUUGGGCGGCGACCAUCGUAACCACCCUGAUGAUGCUGAUGACCGGGACUUUAAACACAUACCGCAUUCCUAUUGGCCAGGUCGGCAGUCCCGAGCUCAACCUCCGCUCUCACAGCCAAUGGGAGGCCAGCAAACCUGAGCCUGACCUCCGCUCUCACAGCCAAUGGGAGGCCAGCAUUCCCACAGACAGAGAGAGUACUGAUGUGUAG
Messenger RNA from Knipowitschia caucasica, 1221 nucleotides. Lineage: Eukaryota; Metazoa; Chordata; Actinopteri; Gobiiformes; Gobiidae. The record is from the annotation of a GenBank genome assembly.